Trichogramma pretiosum is the source of this 909-nucleotide messenger RNA. RefSeq names its product ankyrin repeat and protein kinase domain-containing protein 1-like. Bases 1 to 909 code for a protein of 302 amino acids. The transcript has 3 exons. The record is from RefSeq and is a predicted model, not a curated record. Gene Ontology annotation, molecular function: protein binding. Lineage: Eukaryota; Metazoa; Arthropoda; Insecta; Hymenoptera; Trichogrammatidae.
AUGUCUGCGUCUCAAGACAAAUCUCACGGAGACGCAAAUCACCUUGAGACAAUCUCAAGCUUAGAAAAACUGAAGUGUUUACGAAAAAAUGUCAAUUGGGAGGACAAAGAAGAGCGACAGUCCGUCUUAUUCGAUAACAUAUUUGACUCAAAUUCACUCAUCGACUUUGUAAUCGACACUGGCUACAAGGACGAGCUCGUCUUCGAUAAAGACGGCAAGCCACUGCUGCGUCGAACCACACCGCUGCACCAAGUGGUAUCGAUCGAUUUUGGCAGUUUGUUGCCGAAGCUUUUCAAAAUAUACCAGAGAUCGGACGCAAACUACACCACCGAAUCUGGAUUUACACAAUUUCAUGUGGCCUGCAUGAACGGCUUUGACGACAUCGUAAAGGGAUUCCUCGAGCUCGGCCUGGAUCCCGAUUGCUUUUCCGAAGAACCGGAUACUAUGAGCUCGGUCGAUCCGCCACUACACUUGGCUCUGCGAGGGGAUCACUGGAGCACGGCCGAAUUACUGCUGAGAAUCGGCGCCGAUCCAAACUCAUGGGAUACAGACGGAUGGACAGUUCUGCACUCUUUACACAAUGAAGAAAUGGCGGAGAUGUUAUUUGAGUUCUGCGACGAAAUCGAAAAGCCAGUGCAAGUCGACGCAUUGAACCAGCAGAUGGACACGCCAUUAGGCGCCGAUCCUAAUUUACCCGAUGAGGGCGGAUCGACACCUUUACACUUCAUUGCCAGGAAUCAUUACCGGCAUAACGAUGGAUUGGCGGGUCUAUUCUUCAGGAUCAUCGACGAGAAACAUAAACAGGUGCAGAUCGAUGCCUUUGACAAGUUGGGCCAGACACUGCUACAAUUAGCUGUGGCAAACGUGCAGCCAGGUGUGGUCGAUGUAUUUUUGGGUCGUGGCGCUUGA